Messenger RNA from Chanos chanos (milkfish), 2412 nucleotides. Its product is annotated as protocadherin alpha-7-like. Gene Ontology annotation, molecular function: calcium ion binding. Gene Ontology annotation, biological process: homophilic cell-cell adhesion. The coding region runs from base 1 to 2412 and encodes 803 amino acids. The transcript has a single exon. Gene Ontology annotation, cellular component: plasma membrane. The record is from RefSeq and is a predicted model, not a curated record. Lineage: Eukaryota; Metazoa; Chordata; Actinopteri; Gonorynchiformes; Chanidae.
AUGCAGGACGGGGCACAAAGGCGCAGAUGGGAGCAUUGGUGGAUUGUGCUGCGUUUCUGUUUGCUUUUCUACUUUGGGAAACAGGUUUCGGCUCAGCUAAAGUAUUCGGUACCGGAGGAGGUGAAAGAGGGAUCCGUCGUCGGAAAUGUUGCAAAGGAUUUGGGACUGGAUGUCAGUAGUCUAGUACAGCGAAAGUUCCGCAUCGUUUCAGGAUCCAAAGACAUUCUAUUCCAGGUAAACCAGAAUAAUGGCGUCUUAUAUGUUCAUAAGAAAAUCGACAGAGAGCAGCUCUGUGAUGGCAAUGGCGUCUGUUUGAUCAACUUGAAAAUUGUGGUAGAAAAUCCGCUGGAGAUUCAUUACGUUGGAGUAGAAGUGGCGGAUGUUAAUGAUAAUUCUCCCACUUUCUCUGAGAGGGAGCAGCAUUUUGAAAUAGCGGAACACACACCGACAGGGACGCGCUUCCAAAUGCAGUCAGCCCGCGACGCUGACACAAGCAUUAAUAAUGUUCGAUUGUACAAGCUGAGUCAGAAUGACCAUUUUGAUGUUGAGGUCAGAGACAGAGAGGAGGAAAAAAUUCCUUUUUUAAUACUGAAGAAACCACUUGACCGGGAAAGCAGAGCAGAACACAGAUUACUGUUAACUGCUAUCGACGGUGGAAAUCCACCAAGAUCUGGCACCCUGAACGUCACAGUGACUGUUCUCGAUAUAAAUGACAAUCGUCCCGUAUUCAGUCAAGAGACCUACACAGUAAGGCUACAGGAAAAUGUCCCAAUUGGUACACUCGUUACUCAACUUAAUGCAACCGACUUAGAUGAGGGAUCGAAUGGUGCCGUUGUGUACUCACUUGGAAGGAAUCUUGAGCGUAAAGUGCUUGAUAUCUUUCAUUUGGACAGUGCAACAGGAGACAUUAUUGUUAAAGGUAAAAUAGACUUUGAGGAAACUGAGGUUUUCAAACUAGACGUUCAGGCUUCAGAUAAGGGCCAACCUCCUUUGACCGUUGAAUCUGUAGUAAUUAUUAAAAUCGUAGAUAUAAACGACAACGCUCCAGACGUUGACAUCACGUCACUCUCGAAUGUGAUACCAGAAGAUUCUAAACCUGGGACCGUUAUUUCAUUAAUUAGCAUCACAGAUAAAGACUCAGGUGUUAAUGGUAAAACAUCGGUAAUUAUUUCAGACAAUGUCCCAUUUGAGCUGAAACCAUCAUUUCAAGAAAAUACAUAUUCUCUCGUAACAAAGGGACAAUUAGACAGAGAAUCUAUUUCUCAUUAUGACAUCACAAUCAUAGCUACAGAUCUAGGCCAUCCUUCUCUGUCGGUCAUUAAAACUCUAAGCGUGCAGGUCUCGGAUGUUAAUGAUAACAGUCCGGAAUUUUCACAGAAACCUCUCGAACUAUACUUAGCAGAAAAUAAUACACCAGGUGCGUCUAUAUACUCUGUGAGCGCGUCUGACAAAGACGUGAAUGAAAACGCUGUGAUCUCAUAUCACAUUAUUAGAGGUGACGGGUCCAUGAAUGACAUGACAUCUUUCCUUAAUAUCAACUCUGAAAACGGAAAUGUUAAUGCAUUAAAGAGUUUUGACUUCGAAACUAUCAAGACUUUCAACUUUCAAGUAGUUGCUACAGACUCUGGCAGUCCACCUCUUAGCAGUAGUGUAACUGUAAACGUGUUUAUUUUGGAUGAGAAUGACAAUGCUCCAGUCAUCUUGUCUCCAAUCAACACCAACGGCUCUGCUGAAGGUGUGGAGGAGAUUCCUCGAAAUGUGAACGCAGGCCAUUUGGUGACUAAAGUGAGAGCAUAUGACGCCGAUGUAGGAUACAACGGCUGGUUGUUAUUUUCACUGCAGGAAAUUACUGACCACAGUCUGUUUGGUCUGGACCGCUACACAGGGCAGAUAAGGACCCUUCGCUCAUUCACUGAAACAGACGACUCUGCGCAGAAACUCGUCAUAGUAGUGAAGGAUAAUGGCAAUGUGUCUCUUUCAGCCACAGCGACUGUGAUUAUCAAUGCUGUGGAGCCGAAAGAGGCUUUCGCGGCUUCCGAUGUUAAAAGCAUGAUGAAAGAAGAUGAGGAAAACAACCUGACAUUUUAUUUAAUCAUUACAUUGGGCUCGGUUUCAGCGCUUUUGUUCAUCAGUAUCAUCGUAUUGAUUGUAAUACAAUGUUCCAAACCUACAGACUAUUCCUCCAAGUAUUUACAAGAUGCCAAUUACGAUGGAACAUUGUGUCAUAGCAUCCAGUACAGAUCCGGAGAAAAACGAUAUAUGUUAGUUGGGCCCAGAAUGAGUAUCGGUUCUGCUACAGGUUCGGCCAGCAAUGGAAACACACUAGUAAUACCAGGUACUAGGAGGAGGGGUUCUGGAGAGGUAAGUGGUGGUUUUAUUCUAAGUAAGUUUUGUUGCAAAUAUCCAAAAUAA